AGACUUCAUUAAAGCGUAAAAGUUGUAAUAGCCGUAGAAUCAUAGAUUGGCAUAUUAUUGAUGAACAGCUGUUAGAGCUUUGCACUUCGGAGUUGCCAUCUGCUGAUUGUGAUUCCAACAUGUUGAUUACUUUUUGGGGCAUUGAAGUAGAUCUAUCAUAUGUACAAGGACGAAAAUUCUGCUGAUUUUCCCAAUCACGCGCUAAAGCCUAAUUUAAGUACCAUCUGCCUAAAGGGUGUGGAUCAGGAAUUUUAGUAGUCAUUAGAUACAGCCAAAAAACUGCAUGCUUGCUCAACAUGCUUAAGCUUUAAGGUUGUCUUAUGGAUGGCUUGGAGAGAACAUUAAGGUUGCAUCUAGUUAAUUUGUUCUUAAUUAAUUUCGUGUACCACGAAGAAUCUAUUGGUUUUCUACAAGUAAUUUGUUUUAUUUUCCCAAUCACGUGGAAUGGAGAAUAUUGCAGACUGACACAGCAUCCGUACUAAUGGAGGCCAUCGGGUAUAUCAAAUUCCUUCAAAACCAAGUUGAGACACUGAGCGUCCCAUAUCUAAAGUCGUCGCGCAACAAGUCCAGUAGAACCGUGCAUGGGGGUGCUGUGGAGAACGGAGGUGAAGAAAGAAAACGAGAUCUCCGAAGCCGAGGGCUGUGCCUGGUGCCAAUGUCGUGCUUGUCUUAUGUGGCUGACGGUGGCGGGGGCGUCUGGCCGCCGCCUAGCUUCGGUGGUGGCACUUGAGUUAGAGGCCUCCGCCUCCAUUUGGCAGCGGGCUACUAUUUCAAAUCGAAAAGACAAAAUUAGGCGGGGGGCAACUGGGCAAGGCAGUGCUGCUGCUCAAUCUUUGCCCAACAUUUUGCGUUGAUGCAUGUUUACUUCCACCUUUUGACUGCCUUUGUGAGAAUGAUUGCAAAUUGCAAGCUUUAGUGGAGCAAAUUUGGUCAUUCUGAAACCAAACAGCAUUGAAAAACAAAGCCCAGGAUGGACCAAGUUUGAUCCAUUAAGAGUCAAUAUAUGAUUUGAGAUUUAACACUAGCUGGAGUGGUGUCCAUGAUCCACCUUCAUGUAAACUAGUUUCUAGUUUUUCUAUUUAUUUUCUGAAAUAAAUGCCUGCUUGCCUUUCGUACAAGAA
Molecule: messenger RNA, 1121 nt
Organism: Coffea arabica (coffee)
Lineage: Eukaryota; Viridiplantae; Streptophyta; Magnoliopsida; Gentianales; Rubiaceae
Source: RefSeq, a predicted model, not a curated record